AAGGUGGGUGGGCACACAGGGGAUUGAUUGUGGGUGGCCUCUAUUUAUAAGCAUCCAAAUUAGCUCCACUUCAGAGGAUUUAAGCUCUUGUGUUUUGCCUACAUCUUUGUUAGUUCUCUCUCUACUAUACACAUAGCUAUUAAUUAAUUUGAGAUACAUCACUGUUGCCACAAAAUAAAUUCCUAGCUAGAUCUCUUUGAUCUCAAAUUAAUUAAUAGAAGAAUAUAUAGGGAGAUAUAUAUAAGAACUAUAUAUAUAUGAUGGGACUAAGGGACAUAGAGUCCACACUACCACCUGGGUUCAGGUUCUACCCAAGUGAUGAGGAGCUGGUUUGCCACUACCUCUACAAGAAGGUGGCCAAUCAGAAGAUCUCAGAGCUGGGGACUUUGGUGGAGGUGGAUUUGCAUGUUCAUGAGCCUUGGGAGCUUCCUGAGGUGGCAAAGCUCGGUGCCGAUGAGUGGUACUUCUUCAGCUUCAGGGACCGCAAGUACGCCACUGGAUCGCGCACCAAUCGCGCGACCAAGUCGGGAUAUUGGAAGGCCACGGGCAAAGAUCGGAUGGUACAUGAUCCUGUUACGCGCAGGAUCGUAGGGAUGAGGAAGACACUGGUGUUCUACCACGGAAGAGCUCCGAACGGAAUAAAGAUGGACUGGGUCAUGCAUGAGUUCAGGCUAGAGACUCCGCAUUCGACACCGAAGGAGGGUUGGGUUCUUUGUAGAGUGUUCCACAAAGGGAAAGGAAAGAUAGAGAAUGAGAACAUGCUCAUUGGCUCCUCCUCUUCUCCAGCUUUAGGUUCAUCCCCUCCUCCCAUGGUGGACCACUCCAGGGAUGAUGAUGGUUGCUUCUAUGAUCAAAUGAGUUCAUCAUCACUAGUACCCCACCAAGGUGGGAACACCUCAAACCACUUUCCAAAUAUGGCGACGGUUCAAUCUGGCUUCUUUGACCACACACAAGAUGUGAGUUGCACAUCUAUGAUGGGGUUGGGCUUGAGAAAUAAUUUUGGCGGAGAUGAUCAUUAUGGGUGCUUGUUUGAUGUGGGAUUUGAGAAUCAACAUGAGUUCUACUUCUAGGGUUAUUUAAGUAGUAAAAGAUUAUUCGGAUUGGAUUUGAAUGGAGUGGUUGUAGGAAGUAAUUAAUGUGAAGAUAUGGUAGAUAGUGUAUUAAUUCAUAGGUUUAUGAAAUGUUUGUGUAAAUAAUACAUUCCUUCGUAAGCUAGUUUAAUUAAAAUCUGUAAACAGUGAAGAAGAUAUGUAGUGGAAGGAUGUUUAAAUAUUUUCAUUUUGUGGUAGGUUA
This is a messenger RNA of Ananas comosus (pineapple), 1293 nucleotides long. RefSeq names its product NAC domain-containing protein 21/22-like. The transcript has 3 exons. Gene Ontology annotation, molecular function: DNA binding. The coding region runs from base 258 to 1070 and encodes 270 amino acids. The record is from RefSeq and is a predicted model, not a curated record. Gene Ontology annotation, biological process: regulation of DNA-templated transcription. NCBI's taxonomy places the organism in Eukaryota, Viridiplantae, Streptophyta, Magnoliopsida, Poales, Bromeliaceae.